ACAUAACUGGUCUACUCUGGCCUCAAAUCAGGAGGCCUGGAGACACACCAUCUAUAACGCAGCUGUCUCCUUUGAGAACACACGCAGGAUCACUCUCGAGGAGAAAAGGCAACGCAGAAAGAACCGUGUUCUGCAGAAUAUACCACCUAAGGAGUCUUUCUGCUGUGCUUUUUGCAAUCGGAUAUGUCUGUCUCGUAUUGGCCUCAUAAGUCACCAACGUGCAUGCAACAAAUGUGGAUAGAGCCUUCCCAAAUCUUCGUUCACGAAGCCCAGCCAUGAUGAAAUAUGAACUCAUUGUAAUAUAGAUGUUCAGAAUAGUAUAUUUUAAAAAUUGCUUUAUAAUCAAUCAAGUAUUUUAGGCUACCUCAUAGAACACAAAUUAACCCCUGGAAGUAUGUGUAGCUUCUGUAAGGGUAGGCUAAAUCAAACUGCAAAAUUUCUGUUCUCUUAACCACAGAUACUUAAUGUAUGCAUUGGUAUAUCCUAAGUACUGAGGAUACACAUGAAUUACCCUGUAUCUCAAUAAAAAGAAGUAAGAUUGGAAUGAACUUGAGUCUUUGAGCUUCCUGCCUUGAUUUUUUUGUCACCUGACAUUUCAAGGUAGCAUAAACCAGUAUCUCAUGUUAAACAGUAUACUGUAAUAAGUAAUCUUUGCUUUAAAGCCUGGCUAGGAUUGCUUUCCUGUGAUACUCAGUCUACAAAAAAACUUUGGUUUUGAAAUAAGUCAUAGGUCAGAGAGCUUCUAUUCAGAGUACCUCAUUACUUAAUAACAACAACAAAAACAGUAAUAGCAUCCUAGCAUACCCAAGGAGGAGGAUUCCCUCCCAUCUUGAAUGUUAUCCAGAUCAUUUCAGCAGAUAGCUUAUGAUUUCAGAAGUUAUUACUUCUUUUGAAUUUCCAAGACUUCUAGUUACAGUUAUAUGCUGCUUGGUAGGAACAGGUAUUCACAAUGUAAAUAGGAUCAAGGUUUUUUAUUGUUGCACUUUGAGGCAGAGCUGGUUUUUUGUCAGGUAUUUUUUUUGUCAGGUAUGGAAUGGCAGCCCCAAGCUAUCAGUGGUAUUAGUGCAAGUCUAGAGAUUCACCAUUCAAAAAUACACAACUACUUUGCAUUUACAAGAAAAGUGCAUACAAUUCUUACAGGAAUAACUACUACCUAGGUGCAUAAAAUUACUGUUAGCUCGGAAAAAUUGACGUAGAUACGUGGCUUCAAAUAAUUUCUUGAGAGGAAACUCCAGAUAAAGAAGCAAAAUGUUAGUUUAUGCCACAUUAAAGUCUCGUGACUGAAUUCAGGCCUUUGUACCUGUUACAUCUACCCCAUCUGCACAAAAGUCAGGAGCACCACCCCAAGAAAUCUAGAGAACCAUCACCAGAAACUUCCAGGGACACAAAAACUCACCUGUGAGAGAAGCAGCUUGGCACUGCUAUGAGUCGUUUGCUAUUCUGCUAUUUGAUUAAUUGUAAAGGAAUUCAAAAAAUAAUAAAACAACCCAACAAACAAAACACAACAACAAUCUCCUCUAACAAUUAUUAUGCAUAGCAGAGCUUACCUUCUUACUACAUGAAUGCAGUCAUGUCCUCAGUCCUGUAUUCAUAAUGCAGGCUAGCACUCCAGUAAAACAAAAUCUGCAUCCUUUUGAAGUCAGGAAAGCCAAAGAAAACCCUGAAGACAGCACAUGGCUCCAGAUGUAGAGAGAUUGUUCUCUAUCUGUACUGCAACAGCCCAUAGAGCCUGUAUAUGUACUUGGAAGAGGAAGCUCUUGCUUUAUACUUCUACAGGCACAACUUUUUUUUCUUAAUUAAAUUUAGUCUUCCCUGUUUUGGCUUGUCAAUAUUGAACUGAUCAGACAAUUUCCAACUCUGCACUAAAACACAUCUCUUCCUGUGGAUACCUACUUUCCCCACUCACUUUCACUAACUCCUUAGUUCCUAAGCUCCAGAAAGAGGCUGUGGUAAUUGGGCAGCUGUAAUUAGGCUGCAGCUGAUGUUCACAACAACAUUAAGCAAUCUUUUCAAUUAGAGAUUUGAUGAUACAGGUGCACAGUAGUUUACAGGAGUUAGCAGUCAUUAGUUUGUCUGAAAAAUUUGGGAAUCCCUUUGCUACACUAUUUACAGCUCUUAGUUACCCAAACAAGCCAAUCUUCUGAUAGCGGCACUUUGAAAUGGUGCCUUUCUCCCACCUCUGUAUGUCUGUGUCGUAAUUACCCAAGAGGAAUGGAAACUGAACAGCCCCGUCAGUCUCUUGGACUUUGUUUUUUCUCAGCAAACUCUUUCUUUACCUGAUGUAAGGUGCUUAAGUUAAAAAUUUAGUGAGGAAGAAAAGCAGAGCUUGUGGCUUGCACCACUGCUACCAAUGCAGCUUGCUGGCAUGUGCCGAAGGUAUGGGCUGCCUAGCCUUCUUUCAAAGUUUUACUUCCUGAGGGACGUGUUAGGCAAGAGAACAUCACAGCUUUCCCAGAGGCUUAAAAUUAAUCUGGCAUCCACUGGAGUUUACUUAUCUACCCAUUUCAUAGAUUCCCAAACACUCUUUUUGUCUUGAUGCACUUAGGAGUUACUACAAGCCUUCAAAAUUUCUUUGUUCCUCUUCUUUUUGAGGGGUGGAGGAGAAGUUGCCAUGCACCCCACCAAAUUCCUUCCUAGCACUUUUCUCCUUAAAUUCAGACAGCUGUGAAAUUGUUUCCCACAGAAGCUGGGUUCUUCAUUUCACUCUCCAGGGAACACUUUAGUGUGGUUGUUUGGUUUAAGCUUCAAGCAAACUCUUUAGAGCUGUGUUUUCAAAGAUGCGUAAAACAUGGCUUAGAGUUAUAUAAGUAUCUUGGCACCUGACAGGCCCAUGUCAAGGCAAUUUAGAAAGUGAAAUAAAUAUUUAUCAGAAUUAUUGGGCACUACUUGCCUUUGGGACUGCUGCCCUUGAUUUUUCAAGGUUUUGGGUUUCGCACAUAUGAAGUGUAGGGACAGUACCCAUCUACUGCAUGUUAUAUGGAUAAAACCUAUUUAUUAACAGCACUUUGAGAUCCUCAGGUGAAGAAAUGCUUUUACAUCAACUUAAUAUAACUGUAGUGGAUUGACAGGAUAAAUCAUUGUUAUCUUUAGGUAUGAUUCUGCAAGAACCACAGCAUCUUUGAUUUCCAGCUUUGUUCAUAAGGGUCACAAGAGUUUAUGCUUACAUAUACACUUAUUUAGUGGAACAGCUAAAUGCCUGAUCAUGACACUUCUUUUUCCUCCUUUAUACUACAGGUCCAGAAGCACUACGGUACUUGAUUUAGUUUUCAUUGCUAAGCCACAAAAACUGCAAACAUGUCUCUGGAAGACAUCCACAUGAACACCCAGGAUUUGCUUGAACAAAAACAGUUAGAUGCUGGAGGAUUUGGAACCAUUUCUUUAUGCUUUCACAAGAAACAUGGAUAUGUAGUAUUAAAAAAAGUGUAUACAGGACCACAGCGCACUGAAUACAAUGUUUCCCUCCUUGAAGAAGGCAGGAUUAUGCGCAGACUGCAGCAUGACCGUGUGGUAAAACUACUGGGUAUCAUUUUGGAAGAUGGAAACUACUCACUUGUGAUGGAGUAUGUGGACCGGGGGAACAUGAUGAAAGUGCUACAGCAACUCUCACUGCCUUUGUCAGUGAAAGGGCGUUUUGUGCUGGAGAUCACAGAAGGAAUGCUUUAUCUGCAUGAGCAAGGCUUUGUACACAAAGACUUAAAACCAGAAAACAUCCUUGUGGACAGAGACUUCCACAUUAAGAUUGCAGAUCUCGGUGUUGCCUCCUUUAAGAACUGGAGUAAGCUAACCCAUGAAGAAACUGUCCGACAGAAGCAAAUCAAGAGCACUUGCCAGAACAAUGCUGGGACUCUUUUCUAUAUGGCCCCAGAGCAUUUACUCAGUGUUAAUGCAAAACCAGUGGAAAAAUCAGAUGUUUACAGCUUUGGCAUAGUGAUCUGGGCAAUUUUUGCUAACAAGGAACCAUAUGAAAAUGGUAUAAAUGAAGCCCAGAUUUGCUUUGGCGUCAUAAAUGGAAACAGACCAGACUUAAAGGAGAUCACUGAUAAAUGUCCAGUGGAAAUUAUUGACAUAAUGAAACAAUGCUGGGAGCAAGAGUCAGAGAAACGGCCAACCUUUGCAGAAAUUAGUGAAAGAUACAAGCCAUUUUACUACCAAAAUCUAGGAAAAAAUAUCGAAGAAGAUCUGAAGAAUUUAAAAAAAAUAUGGCCUGAGUCAAAUGAGCUUCUGAAUAGAAUGGAAUCCCUCCAAAUAGAUGCUGUACCAGAAGAUACCAGUAAUGGUGAAGUAGAUCAGCCUAAUUCUCUACACAGCUCUCAAGGUCCCGAGACCAGUCAUGUUAAUGAAGCCCUGUUUGCUGCCUCCCCCAAGAACCAGCCUGUUGAGAGCUGCGAGACCUCUUUUGCACCUGCUGAUAAUCUAGAAAGAAAACUUCAGUGUGAAUACAACUAUCAUGUAUUUGGGAGCCGGAUGGAUAAAGCAGUUCCACCGGUACUACACACCCCUGAAAUGAUAGAGGAAGAAAGGAGACGGAGAGUUUCCUGCGAUCCGUUUGCAAAGCCAUCUCCUACUUCCCAAAAGAGUGAACUGCAUCCAAGAGCUGAAAAAACAGGAUCAAACACUAACCCAUAUGUCUGGUCAAACCACGAUCCAAAUUUCUGGCCACAGGCAGGAUCAAACACUAAACCAUAUGUUCGAUCAAACCCUGAUCCAAACUUCCGGUCACGGGCAGCUGCAACAACACCAAACCAGGGAACAGUUUUUUAUGGGCCAAACCGUAACAGUCUUCUAACAGGAAACCCAGAGGAUCUCUAUGGAUUGUGUUUAGCCAGCAACUUCAGCCUAAGUAAACCUCCUGUGCCAGAAUCUGGCCAAAACCUGCAGUCACAAACCAAUGUAAACUGGUAUUCGAAGAAUUCAGACACAGAUACAGGUAACAAGGAUUCCACUUCUUUCUCAAGGGGAACUUUUGCAUAUUAUCCUAGCUCACCAGGAGUAAGCCCAGUCCCUUAUACAGAUGACUCAAUCAAAUACAACAUUAGUAACAGCUCUGGAAUUCAAAUUGGAUCCUACAACCACAUGAAGAUUGAAGAGCACAAUCAGCACAUCAGCACUUCUCCUGCUGCUACAGAAGCAAAUUAUAGACAAUAUGAAGCAAUGGGUAUAUUUGAUGAUACUACUGUCCUGACUGCCAAACAUCUGAAUCUAGUGAGAGAAAAGUUGGCUAAGCAGUGGAAGCACUGUGCUCGGAAACUGGGCUUCUGUGAUCCCGAGAUUGAUGAAAUUGAUCAUGAUUAUGAACGAGAUGGACUAAAAGAAAAAGUUUACCAAAUGCUGCUUAAGUGGGAAAUGAGGGAAGGCUCCAAAGGUGCUACAGUUGGAAAACUUGCCAAGGCCCUCUUUGGCUGCCAAAGACUGGAUCUCCUUACUAGUUUGAUGCUAAUCAAGGAUGAAUAAUUUGACUGAGAACUGUGGGAAAGUGAGGGUAUUUUUUCCUGAAGACCUUCCAAUAACAAAUAAUUCUGAACAGACUUUCUGGAAUUCUCCUUCUUGCACAGACUUUUUGGAACAUAGUUUUUCUGCCAAGCAGUUUUCAAUGAAUACCUUCAGUAAAUCAAAAAGUUUAUGUCACGAUAUUUGGCCUUCCAAAGGAUAAAAUAAAUUAAGCAUCUUCCUUCUGAAUAGAAUGAUUGUCCAGAGAUAACAACAACAAUGCAAUGCAAAUAUUGAUUCAAGGAGAAUGUGUUACACAAAAUUUCUGGAUUCUACAUUCUGUCUUGAAACCUUUUGGGACCCUUGUUCAGUUCAGAACAAAAGCAUGUCAUUUCAACAAAGCAAUAUAUGAGUAAUAAUAUGCAAAAGACUGACCUACUUUUUGAAAAACUUGUACAGAGAAUUAAAUCAACUGUUAAAUUUUGCCAGAAGUGCCAAUUGCUUUAAGUCAAUAACAUUAUUUUUCAAAUAUUUUUAUAAUUUUUAUUAAAUACAUGUGUCUAGAAUUAUGCAGAACAGCAGCAUAAAUAAAAGCAAAAACUAUUUCUGGCUUUAAAAGGCUAUACUUGAUAUUUUACAGAUUAAUAUUGCAUUACUUUUUUACAUUGUUUGGUAGAAAAGAUUUUACAUGUCAAGUUUCUUAUCUGCUUUAUGAAACAGUGAAAAAAUAAAUUCAAUCUGUAUUCAAUCCAA
Pseudopipra pipra is the source of this 6180-nucleotide messenger RNA. RefSeq names its product receptor interacting serine/threonine kinase 1 (gene RIPK1). Lineage: Eukaryota; Metazoa; Chordata; Aves; Passeriformes; Pipridae. The transcript has 11 exons. The record is from RefSeq and is a predicted model, not a curated record. Gene Ontology annotation, cellular component: cytoplasm. Gene Ontology annotation, molecular function: protein binding; protein tyrosine kinase activity; ATP binding. Gene Ontology annotation, biological process: signal transduction; protein phosphorylation. Bases 3295 to 5451 code for a protein of 718 amino acids.